CAGAGGAGUAGGAGGCGGUGUGGCGGGGUGAAAGAGGAAGAGAGAGUGAGAGAGGUAGAGAAGGAGCAGGAGAGAGAGAGAGCGCGAGCGCUCUAUGCUAUUGUUCAUUACCCUGUGCAGGGAACAAAGGGCCGGGCGAGCGCACUGUCUUGGGCUUUGCUUCGCAUUUGUGUUUGUGUUUUUAGUUGUAAAGAAGACCAUAGAUUCAGUCACUAAAAUUGGAUGUAAUAUUGCAUGCCACCAUGGGCUUUUAAAAGGGUAAAGUUGCGCUGAGAUCGGAGCUGAGAUCGGAGCAGGAGUGCAUUCUUCUCUCUGCACAGGCUGUUCGUCCAAGUCAUUCAAGCUGUACUCCCCAAAGGAGCCUCCCAACGGUAGUGCCUUCCCCCCAUUUCACCCAGGCACUAUGCUGGACAGAGAUGUGGGCCCAACACCUAUGUACACCCCUUCGUACAUGGAACCUGGAAUAGGGAGGCAUACACCGUAUGGAAACCAAACAGACUACAGAAUAUUUGAACUCAAUAAACGACUGCAGAACUGGACAGAGCAGGAUUGUGAUAAUCUGUGGUGGGAUGCCUUCACUACAGAAUUUUUCGAAGAUGAUGCCAUGUUAACAAUCACAUUCUGUUUGGAAGACGGCCCUAAACGAUAUACCAUUGGCCGGACGUUGAUUCCUCGCUACUUCAGAAGUAUCUUUGAGGGGGGAGCUACUGAACUCUUCUAUGUACUAAAGCAUCCCAAGGAGUCUUUCCACAGCAACUUUGUGUCCCUUGACUGUGAUCAGUGCACCAUGGUCACACAGAAUGGCAAGCCCAUGUUUACACAGGUUUGUGUAGAAGGCAGGUUGUAUCUGGAAUUCAUGUUUGACGAUAUGAUGCGCAUAAAGACGUGGCACUUCAGCAUCAGACAGCACCGGGAAGUCGUGCCACGCAGCAUAUUGGCCAUGCAUGCACAAGACCCUCAGAUGCUUGACCAGCUCUCAAAAAACAUCACAAGAUGUGGGUUGUCCAAUUCAACGUUAAACUACCUCCGACUGUGUGUAAUCCUGGAACCCAUGCAGGAGUUAAUGUCCAGACACAAGACAUACAGCCUCAGUCCUCGAGAUUGCUUAAAGACGUGCUUAUUUCAGAAAUGGCAAAGGAUGGUUGCCCCACCAGCUGAGCCGGCAAGACAAGCGCCAAAUAAGCGACGGAAACGGAAGAUGUCUGGUGGCAGCACCGUGAGCACUGGUGGGGGCACCAACAACAACAGCAACAGCAAGAAGAAAAGUCCAGCCAGCAGCUUUGCGCUCUCCAGCCAGGUACCUGACGUGAUGGUGGUGGGUGAGCCCACUCUGAUGGGAGGGGAGUUCGGGGACGAGGAUGAGCGGCUGAUCACGCGACUGGAGAAUACGCAGUUUGAUGCGGCCAAUGGCAUCGAUGAUGAGGACAGUUUCAGCAACUCCCCAGCUUUGGGCAACAACAGCCCGUGGAACAACAAAGCUCCCUCCAGCCAGGAGAGCAAGAGCGACAACCCCAGCUCCCAGUCAGCCCCGUAGACUACAAUACUCACUGUGCAUAGAUAGGGAAAGGGCAAUAUCAAAUGCCUGCUUUUGUUCAGAAUGGCACUUGCGUUGUAGUAAAGCCAGCCUUCCUGUCACAGUGUUCUGCUCUGAGGAGUCCUCACUGGCCAGACUAUGUUUUUCAACUUGUGAAAUUGUGAUUCGCCGCAUACUGUAGGAUUGAAAUUUGAUACAGUUAAAUUUCAUAAUUGAAUUAUUUCUUUUAAAGGAGCUCACUGUGCAUUUGUGCCUGAGAGAAAUUCAGUGUUUGGUCCGUUUGAGUUCUCUGAGCCUCAGCAGAGUUAGUGAAGGCAGUCAUGUCUGUGGGUUCUUGUUCCAACCUCGGGUCUCAGUGGGUGCUGUGCUUAACUAUGCAUGGCGGUUUCUGUUGUGCUCACUUCACAUGGAAGGGGUCUUUUAUUGAAUCAUCUAAUGAUAACUAUUAUGUGCACCUCAGAUUCAAAACCAACGCUAAAUUAUUUGUUUUGUAGGACCUGGUUGGAACAAAAACCUGUACAGUUCCGGAGCUUGAGGACCGGAGUUGAGAACCACUACGUAAAAUCUCUUAAUAAAGAAAUAAAUUAAUAAAAUAAGCAAAUAAGUGAAAGCCUCGAUGGUACUGGAGUUGUGGUCAUGCUCAGUAUGGUCAUAAGCAGAAGUGGACCAUGAAGCCAGGCUCCAAAGAGGUGUUUGUUUUUCUCAUUUGUUUUUGAGUUGUUGUUUUUUAUUUUUCUAACAAUUUGUAAGGGAAAAAUUAUGAGCAAGUAAGAAAUACCCUGAAUAUCCUUUGCACUGUUGCCACUCUAUUUUUGAUCUAUUUUUCUUAAAAGAAAAUUAUAGUACAUUUUUGUUUCUUUUUAUUCUUCCCUAUUAUUAAUAAGUGGAAUUUGAUUAAAUAUGUAACUGGAGAAUGGUAGAUUUAUAUAUGAUGAUAAUUUGUAUUAUUAAAGUUAUUACUUUGCGGUACAAAGCUGAGGUCCUGUUAAAUGUGUACUAAAGGUUUCAUGGCAUGUAUGUCUGGAAUCUGCAUGUUCCAGGCAUAAGGCUUACAGCGAGAGAAGCUAAUUAUUUACAGGAUCUCCCCUUUUUAUGUAAUCAUAUUUGGAGGGCUUUACCUCCAUGUGUAUGGUACACAUACUCAUUAAUUUGAGUUGAUGUUCUCAUGAAAGAGAUUUUUAAUCUGUACAGGAAAGUAGUCAACUCAAUACCUAUUAAAGGCUUCAUGGUACACUAACCAUGUGGUUUCAAAUGCAUAAGCAAAGCACCUCUUUUCCUCAACAAUAGAGUACGUGUUUAUUUUAGUCUCCCAAGAAUGGUUUGGUUUUGUUUUGUUUUUUUUAUAUGCUACAGACCAAGGAGCUAAGAGCAAGAUAAUUCAACUCAACUAUUGUGUAUUUGAUUCUAUGAAGAAUACUUUUCAUAAUUUUGUUUGUGUAUUUGUGCUUGUAUAUUUAAGACUGUAGCUAAGGUCUGUAUAAGUGUAAUUGUAUUUACUCGUCUUUAGAACAUCUCUAAGGACUUGCAUUUUAAUGUAAAAAAGCAAAAAAAAAAACAAAAAAAAAAACAUGCAUUGUAGUCAGUGUUUUUAGAGAUAUUAGUCAUAGGCAUCAUUUAUUUCUGGGAUUAGCUUCAAGUUUUUCAGUGUACAAUGUAUUUAUUUUUUUUUCUUGCCAUUGCAUCAUGUGUGUAUACAUUACAUUACAAUGUCAGUUUUCUGUCAUUUUCAAUAGAGAAUGAUGGCGCUGCCCUUUUCUAUUUCUCAUCACCUCAUCAUUUCAUUUUGUCUAAACAAAAGCAUUAAAAGUUGUCUGAAAAGAAAAAUCAGUCCUUUAGCUUUUAAUCCCCUAGAUAUAGUAGAUUAAAACACCAGAGGGCAUUCUGCAUUUUGGUUCUGUGUACUAUAUGGGGAAAGAGUUAUACUAAUUCAGCCAAGUAUUCUGCUCAAUUCUCAAACCUCCAGUAAAAUUCUUGUUCAGAUACCUUCCAAAUGUCCUGUGUUGCUUUUGGGGCUUUUCACCAAAUUAACAGCAAAGGGUUAAACCCUUUUCGUGUUCCUGUUGAGCCCCUUUGAUAGUGGCUGUUUGAUAAAUCUAUUUUUUUCUAUUGUCUGCUAUUGAUUCAUGUAUGGUAUAAUAAAACCAAUUUUCAUGUAA
Pangasianodon hypophthalmus (striped catfish) is the source of this 3690-nucleotide messenger RNA. It is a transcript of the gene ldb1a, whose product is annotated as LIM domain binding 1a. Gene Ontology annotation, cellular component: nucleus; transcription regulator complex. Bases 404 to 1534 code for a protein of 376 amino acids. NCBI's taxonomy places the organism in Eukaryota, Metazoa, Chordata, Actinopteri, Siluriformes, Pangasiidae. The transcript is spliced from 11 exons. Gene Ontology annotation, biological process: positive regulation of transcription by RNA polymerase II; negative regulation of transcription by RNA polymerase II; nervous system development. Gene Ontology annotation, molecular function: LIM domain binding. The record is from RefSeq and is a predicted model, not a curated record.